This is a messenger RNA of Meloidogyne enterolobii, 711 nucleotides long. Lineage: Eukaryota; Metazoa; Nematoda; Chromadorea; Rhabditida; Meloidogynidae. The record is from the annotation of a GenBank genome assembly.
AUGCUUGAAUUAUCUAAAGGAAAUUAUUUACUUUCAGCUUUUAUUCAUGGAUUGGCAACACAUUUGAGAAUAUUCCCUUUAAUUUAUUAUCCUUCAAUUUUUCUUCAUUUAUCCAAUUAUAAAAAUAAAAAUUUGGGAAAUAUUAAAUUAUUUAUUUUAAAUUGUUUACAAAACAAGAGGGGAUUUUCAUUUAUUUUUAUAAGUAUUUUCUCUUUUUUACUUUCAACAUUUAUUUUUUAUUUAUUUUAUGGACAACCAUUUAUUUAUUCUUCUUUUUUGUACCAUUUAACAAGAGUUGAUGUUUCUCAUAAUUUUUCUCCAUAUUUUUUACCUUUAUAUUUGUCAAUGAAUAAUAAAGAAUGGACUAAAUUUAUUGGAAUUUUUUCAUUUUUUCCACAAAUUAUUUGCAAUGCUUUUUUUGCUUUAAAAUUUUCAAAUGAUUUGCCGUUUUGUUGGUUUUUAACAACAUUUGCAUUUGUCUCUUUUAAUAAAUUAAAUUUAAAUAAAUUAUUUUUACUUUUGGCCAUUUGGUUAUUUGCUCAAGGUAAUUGGUUAUUACCCGCUUAUUUACUUGAAUUUUGUGGAUAUAAUACAUUUGUUUGGAUUUGGGUUGGAUCUUUAAUUUUUUUAAUUACAAAUUGUUAUAUAAUGAUACAAUUUAUUAAUUAUUAUUUAUUUGAAGAGAAAAAAUUAUCCGAAAAAAUUGAAUAA